AUGAGCUCAUAUUCUUCUCCGCGAACCCCCAAUGAAGUCUAUAGUGAAAUGGACUUUUCCAUUUAUUCUCCUAGUAGCGAGUUUGAUUUGGAUUUCACGUUCAGGUCCUUAAAGAAGGGGGUUUGUGAUAAGGAAGAAGAUUUAAACCGUAAACACUUCAAUUCACCAGAGUCAUUACUCGUCUUAACAGCCAAAGCAAUCGCUCUACACUUCCCAUUUGAGGUUGUUGAAUCCAGUCCAGUUACCGUGCCAGAAGAAUUGCAGAGACUCAUAGCUUUUCAUAGCUUUCCAACUGAUGAAGAUGAAAUAUGGUUGUAUUCCUGUCUCAGCAGCGGAGGUUCGUAUGAAUUCAAUCAAGGUGAAGCAUUGUGGGCUGACAAAGCUGUUAAAGAAUGUGUUCAAAUAGGAUUUCAUUUGAGCGCAACUGUAUUGACAAGUCUUCAUAUUGCACCUGCUUUUGUACCUCCAGCUAAUAAUGAAGAAAAUAGCACAAAUAAUAAUAAUAAUCCUAGUUCUGUUAAUCAUUUCAUUCCGUACGUUAUCAAUCCUAAUUCAAAUGAUACACACCGUGGGCAGUCAAAUGUUGAGAAUUUCGGUACUACAAAUGAAAACACUGUCAAUAACACUAAUGCUGCUACUAAUGCUACCAAUAGUAAUUAUAAUGGUAAUAGAUUGCGAAAACGUGGAAUUAAUAUCGAGCCUGAUUAUCCUGCUCAUCGAGUUUCAUUGACAUUCGAUCGGCAGAGGAUAACCUCAUGCUCAUGCACGUGUACUUUCGAUUUAGAAGAACGAUGUACAGCUGUUGCAUCACCUUCAAAUUUUGGCGAUAAUAAUAUGCUAAAUUUAGACCCAACGGAAAACAUUAAUAAUUCUAUAAAAUCAAAUUCUUUUGCCUAUCAACCAAUGACUGCAACAGAACCAAAUUCUGCAAUGCUGUGGCAUUCCGGUGCUAGAAAUGGAUCAAUUUUUACAAAUUCUCAUAUAAACUCACGCCAAGCAUCUAAUCAACCUAAUAAUUAUCUUUUAAAUAAUAAUUAUUUGCCAAAAAAUUCAUGUAAUCAAACGUCUCCGAAUAGUCGUCGUUCUUGGUUGUUUAAUCAACAUAUUUCAAAUCAAAAUGACGUACGUAAUGAUUUAAUGCCUGCAAGUGGGCAAAAUCCAACAGGAACAUGGUGUUCACAUGUUGUUGCCACAUGUUUAAUGCGUAUUCGACAACCUGAUAAAGUUUUGUUACGUGCUCCUAUAUCAGAGUCCUUAUCAAAAUUAAGUAGAGAAGAUUUACAAAAAUUUGCUCAAAAUUUAAUUUGUCAUGUAGGCCCUAGAAAAAUUUUACCAGCUGCUCAGCGUAUUUUAGAUCAAUUAUUGGCUGCGACAAAUAAUCCGAUUAAAAAUUCUGCUGGAGCCCCUGACCCAACAGUUGGUGGAGCUAUGGGUGAUGCAGCAGCAUGGUGUUUCGAUGGUGGUGUAUUGGAAGAGAAAUUACGAGUUACACUACGUAGGUUUUGGGCUCCACGACCUGUACUGUACAGUGAUAUUGCAUCAUUAAGCUUUAAUUCACCUACGGAAGUGGAGAAUUUUCACUGUAUACUUCGUUCUUAUCGUGCCAAUGAGCCACGUGGCCUCUGGGAAUUAUUAUCAUUCAUUAAAGAUAUGAUGAAAAGACAAGAUAAUAAUGGUGUUUUACUCUUAGAAAUUGUUACACGAUGCAUUUUAGAUAUUAGUGAGGUCAUGUCUUGGUGGUAUACUGUUCAAACUAAUCCUUGUCACUUUCCUGAAAGUUCAUAUGUUCGUGAAAAACAAACUCAAUGUGUUGCUGUUUGGUUAUGUGAAGAAAUUGUUCAACUUUGGAGCUUAGCUUGUUUAAAUCCUGAACUUCGACCAGUUUUAAAUCAUGUCAGCCAUAAAUCAUUAUCAUCAUCACCUUCACCAUCAUCAAAUGGAGAUGACUGGUUUUCUACUGGAAAUUGUAAAUCUUAUUCAGAUUGUUGUUGGCUUUUACAACAAAUCGCGCAUAGGUUAGAAGCAUUUCAUUCAUUCGCUUUAAAACAAGCUAAUAUUCACUUAGGUUUAACGAACACAACUGCAAAAAAUGCAAUGACAAUGGUUUGGUGUGAUACAUUAGGCAAUGGAUUAUUUCCUGAUGAAAUAUUUUUUCAAGAUGGUUUAUAUUCAGUACCAAAAAAUAUUUCAUUGUUCUCGGGAUUUGCACCAGCUCUCGGAGCUUGCAGACUUUCAUGGUCUUCUGAAGUUCCGCCUACUUAUGGUCUUUCCGGUACUGAAUUUUUGAAAUUUAUGCCAUUAUUUUCUGGUGCACAUGUGAACAGUGAUUCAGAAAUUACAGAUUAUGCAAAUAUGAUUUUGAAUUUCUCAAAACACUAUUUCAAUUCAAUACGAAAUGAUAAUCAUCAUAACAGUCACCACAAUAGUCGUCUAAUUGAAUUAUAUGAUCAUUGGGGUAUAGAUGAAAUGAAUCCUCAACUAUUUAAUAAUCUUCCUUUACCGGAAAAUCAUAUUGAAUUUGCUUUUACAAGAUUUCAAGCACUUAACGCUCAUGGUUAUACAGAACAAGCUUUACAAUGGGCACGUUAUCUAGCUCUUUUAUUAUUAUAUACCAGUAAUGAAUUUAUCAAUGAAUGCGAACAAGCUUCUUUUGAAAUUGUUGGCAGAAUAAAAUAUCAAUCAUCUGAGACUACUACUACCACUACUAAUCAUGUAGCUAAUAUCAAUCAAACUACUGAUGAUACACAUAGAACUAAUCUAAAAGACUCCUAUUCUGCUAACUGUCAGUCUAAUUCACAUAGUCAACAGAAAUCGAUACCUACAAGUUCAUGGAGUACAAGUCGUAUACCUGGUGGUAGUUCAAAUCCUCGAAAAAAUUCACGUAAUUCACGUUCUAAAAAAUCGACUGCAUAUUCAAAUACAACAAAUUCUCAAGAAACUGCAGAGAAAUGUACAAAUUCGAUGAAAUUACCUCCAUUUGUUAAAAAACUAUCCAUCGAUUACACUAGAAAGGCUAUUCGUUGGUUGGAUCAGAUACGGUGUAUCAUGGAAUGCAUUUCAAAUUCACACAAGGAACGUAUUUUUAAUAUGCCAAAUUCCUCGACUAAUGGAAAUAUUUUCUUCCCUAAAACAACACGCUUUGAUUAUGCAAAUAAUAUUAAUAAUAACAAUGUUGAUUAUGUAAGCGGUAAUAGUAGUUUUGUUGGCAAUUAUACCACUGAUCACAGGAAGCAAACGGAGACUAGAAAUAUUGAUUUAAACAAACCUUUCGAUAUAUGGGAAUGUAUUGAUAUUGAGUUGAUUUUUCGUCUUGGAUUUUGUGCAUUGAAUUUUCCUCGACCACCAUGUUGUAGUCCAUUGCUAGAAGUGAAAUUAUUUGUCAUGGAAAUUACAUUACUUACUAGACUAUGUUUCUUGCCUAUUCAUCUUGCAUGUCCACAUGUAAUAUCAAGUAUACGUAGUGAGGCGAAACAAUUAAUAUCCAAUUUAACAUUACAUCAAAAAGAUAUUCAUGUCCCGUUUAAUUUGGCUACCUAUUUAUUUCAUCAACUGGUUGGUGUGGUUCGAUCCUGUGGGAAUUAUUUACCUCCACAAUCAGCUAAUUUUAUUCCAUCCAUUCAUCAGCAUACAGAAAACGUUGCACCAAAUAUUAAUAUUUCACUGAUGGAGAAUUUUUUUUCUUGUCCAGUAUUAUCAACUGGUGCAGUGUUAGCUGGUAGUGGUCUACCAUUAGCAAUGGACAUAUAUAAAUCUGCUAGUGGAUCAGAAUUGAAAAAAACUGAUCAUCCUAUCAGUGUUCGUAUUGCAGCAGAUGCGGAAUUAGGUUUACAGUCUGUCUUAACAGUAUUGGGAGUAAAAUCUCGUGUACCCGAAAGAUUAUUCACUUAUUUUAUUGAAGGUCAACGUGUUCAAGAAGAUGCUUUAGCCGUGUAUUUAUUUCGUAUGUAUCGGGAUGAUAUAUCGAAACUUGAUCGAAUUCGUGCACGUUUACUUGAUCGCUACUAUAAUCCUUACUUUAAAUCACCACCUUUAUGGGCUUGUUUAAGUUUGGGAUCUCGUGAAUUAAUGAAUUUUCAAUCACCGGAUUUGGAUUAUAAUUCUGUUCCUGAAGUACUAGUGACAAAUAAAAUUGAAAAUAAAUUAAAUAUAUCACAAAACAGCUGUGUACCAGUCGCUUCAAAAAUUACCCUGGAGCUAAAUAAUUUAUCGUUGAAUAAUAAUAAUAAUAAUAAUAAUAAUAAUAAUAAUAAUGGUAAUACUAAUAACAUCAGCAACAUUCAAGAUGUGGUGAAUUUAUCUACAGUUUCCAAUCCAACCACUUCCUUUGUAAACAGUAAUUUACCAGAUAACAACACACAACUAAUGUAUUGUAGUGAAGAACAAAAACAAUCUUCAAUAAUUAAAACAAAUGAUACAGAGGAUCAAAUGGUGCAUAAUGAUGAUAAUAAUAGAAGUAGUAGUCCUAGUAGUGUUCACCAACCUGUUGAAAACGAUAAAUGUUCUAAUUCGUUUAAUACAACAGAUUCGUUAGAUCUUGAUAAUAUUCGUCGAUUAUCUGAAAAUGAUAAACAACAUACUUCAAUCAAUAAUGAGAAUGAUCCUUGUUCAUUUGAUCCAUUAUCGAUUAGUGAAGAUACAGAUACUUUAUCUGACUCAAAGCUGCAUACUUUACAUUGUGCUACUCUGUAUAAUGUUCGCAGAAAAAUGCAACGUCAUUCAAGUAUAGUGGAUACGACUAGUGCACCGGAAACAACUAGCAGUGAUAAUUCACCGGCUGCAACACGUCGUUUCAUACUGUUCGGUACAAAACCGUCCGAAGCUCAAACAACAGAAAGUAGUGAUGGCGGUGGUGGUGGUAGUAAUUGUGGAAUGAUUGCUGAACGUUAUAAACAAUUAUCAUCAAGCCUAGUCAAUUCAGCGUCACUGAAUGAUAAUAAUAAUAAUAAUAAUAAUAAUAAUGACAACAAUAAUGAUGAACUUUGUUCAAACGCAACGCAUAUUUUAGAUGAGAGUAGUGAUCAUAUUCAACCUAUUGAUCAUGUUAAACAAACUUCUACCAUACAAUCAUCUUUCUCUUCAUUCUCUGAUAAUGAUGAUGGUGGUGAUGACGAUGAUAACGAUGAUGAUGAUGAUGAUGAGGAGGAGGAGGAUGAUGACGACAAUGAUGAAUGUAUUGGUACAGAGAUGAAUAAGAAACAAUCUGUUAAUGAUAAUAUGACAAUCAGUAAGGAAGAUAAUACUAAUAAUAAUGAUAACGAUCGAUUUCAAACAGAUUUUAUGCAAGCUUUGCCAGAUGAUGCUUAUUCUCAAUCAGGCUCUCAUUAUGAACCUAAGAGGGAUUCAAAGCCUAAUUCCCCUACAUCCAAAGUUUCAAUGUCUUCUCUUCCUAUUAGAAAUUUAUCUACAGCUACAGGUCCAUAUCGUUUACGUAUAGGUUGGCAUUCACAUCUUAAACGUCCGCCACCACAACCUUUAUCGGAUUCCAUGGCUUUUCAUGCAUUUCAGUUAGCUGAAACAAUUUGUGAAUGUGCUGGUGGUCCAAGUACCAGUGGAUCUAUGUUUGUAGCUGAAACGGAAGGAAAUGAUACCGUACAUCGUAAUCUUCAAUUAAUAUCAUUUCAGUUAGGACUUUAUGGCUUAGGAUUAUUCAAUUGUCUCUUGCCUUCUUGGCAAAAUCGUACAUUUUCAAGAAAUGGUGGAUGGAUAAGUCAACAAGUAUUUGAAAUCGGUAUACCAGCUGCUUGUAUUUUAUAUCAUUCUUGGCGACAGCAUCUUACAGCUGCAGAACUAGCUGCUAUCUCAUUUCAAUUAUCAAGAACAAAUAAUCGUUCUCUUGUUGACGUUGCUGCAGAAUUAUGUCUUGCCAGUUUAUCAUUAUGUACAGCAUUAAAACCACAAGAUUUAUACAGAGCAUUAGAACAAUGCGGUGAACAUUCAAGUCAUACUUUAGAACGUGGAUUAUUAUGCGUUGAACGUAGCGCUUAUCAAUCAUCACAUGAUAUUUUACCAGAGAUCUAUUUCUAUUUAGCAAGAAGUUGGUAUGCUUUACAUCAUUCCACUAAGAAAGAACUUGAACAAGCAUUGAAUUCAUUGGAAUCUUCUAACAAUUUAAAUCAAUCAUUGAAAAUUCGUAAUGAUCAUGAGGAUUUACCAGUGAAUAAUAGAAAUAACACAAUGAAUAUAAAUUUAUCUGAUUCCAAUAUUGUUAUUCAUCCUAAUUUGAUUAAUUCAAUGCAUGAUAUGAAUAGCAAUGUCACUACCAUCAAUAAUAACAAUGAUAGUAAUACUACUACUAUUACUACUACUACUGCUAGUGAUAAUAAUUGUCCUAUUGCCGAAAUGCGACUAGUUUCAGAUUCACUUCAUCCAACCAAUGAUAAUAAUAAUAAUAAUAAUAAUAAUCCUAACAAUAGUAGUAAUCUAGCCACUGAUGAUUUAGUUAGUGCUUGGCAUUAUUAUCAAUCGGUUAAUUUAUUUCAACAACCAAUUCUACGAGAAGAGCAACAGCAGGAGCAACAACAACGACAAUUGAUGUAUCCUGGCUCUACAGUGUUCCCGAUGAAUUUCAAUUAUGGAUGUUUUCCACUUGGUCAACAGCAGCAGCAACUACAACAACAACAAUAUACACCAUUUCUGUAUUAUAUGAAUAUGCUUAGUUUACAAACACCUCAAUCAUUGUCACAACAACAACAAGUAAAUAAUAAUAGCACACAAUCACAAUUACAAUCUACAAUACAACAACAGCAACAACAAUCUGUUCCUCAUCAUCAUGUAUCACAUUACUUACCACAACCUCAGUUAGUGUCACCAAUUCAAUCUACUGUACCAUACUCAUUUGGAAUGCCAUCUGUACCUGCAAUGAGACCUGUUCAAUCUCCCACUAAUUAUUUUGUACAUCCUCAGUUUAUUCCGAACACUCCACUUCCAGCACCGUUAUCGUCAUCUCAGUCAAUGAAUAUAAUUCCGAGUGGUCCAUUUGUCACUAUUCCACAUCAUAUAAAUCCAUCCGCUUCAAUAUCUCCAACCGUUGCAACUAAUGUUCCGCCCUGUAAUUCAUAUCAAGCUUAUCCAGUGGAUCAAGUAAUAGAACCUUCAUUGUAUAGUUAUAAUCCUCCAUUGGUUAUACCACCUGGUCAUCAACCUUUAGUUUGUAAUGUACUUGGUACUCCACCUCAGCCACAAGUACAACAACAACAACAAUAUCAAACCAUUGAAUCGGUUACAUCGUCAGCAUCUAUUAACACUACUAGAAAUAUAAACAGUAAUAAAAGCAGUUGUGUCAAUAAUAUUAAUUUGAAUGCAAUAUCCAAUCGCCCGAUGGUUUCAGACAAUUCACUAUCAUCAGUUAUAUCAUCCACGUUAACGGCAACUCGUCAAUUGACAACAUCAAAUACUGCUUCUAGUUCUGUUGUUGUACAUCCAUCUAUGUCUGAUCAAGGAUCAAUUGUAUCUGAAGGUGAUUCUUGUAGAUUGACCGAAUCUGUGGCAGAUGGAUUAGGCGAUGAAAAUAAUCCAUAUAAUAAUAAUAAUAAUAAUAAUAAUAAUAAUAAUAAUAAUAAUAAUAGCAACAACUCUGGUGAAUUAUCAUCAAAUAAUAAUGAUAAAGAGAAAUUAUCAGCUAGUACAGCAAAAUCAACGGCCAGCGAAUUACAAUCUUUGAAGUUGAAAGCACAAGCUUAUUUAAUUAGAGCAUUUUUCUGUGCAAAAUGUGCGAUUAAAAAGAUAUCAGCUAGCCAAUCUAAUAUGAGUACAAAUUUUACACGUCAAAAUCCUAUUACUGUUUCUAUGCCAUCAAGAAAUAUACGUGGAAAGCAUCAUCAUUAUCAUAUGCAACAUAGUCAUCGUGGAAAUUCAACAAAUCAUUUACAACGUCGACAUUUCAUACAAAAUGAUACUAAUAAUGCAAAUAGUAAUUGUACUCUUCCAACUAAUACACGUAAUACCCUAACAACAACUGAUCAAAAUAAUUGUCUACAAUCAGAGAAUUCAUCAUCAUCAUUAUUUCUUAUACGUGGUAUCUCAUCAUCAUCUUCAUGUGGAACAUCCAAUCAAAUCAGAGUGACAUCAAGUAAUGUUGGCUCAGAUUUUCAUUUAACUAAUACUGAUACAACCACUACUAAUGCAACUUCUUCUACAACUACUACUAAUGCCAAUUCAAAAUCAUGUAGUGCACAUAUACUUUGGACUUUAGAUGUUGCUAGUAGUUUAGGUCCUUUGGCUGUAAAUGAAUAUUGUGAUCUAGUUUUACAAUGUGUCAGUUGUCCGUUGUUAAUGGAACAAAUCACUUUGAAAGUUAUUGAUUAUUUCGAAAAAUAUAUGAAAAUACAUGCUCCACCUUGUAGCGUCAAUAAUGGCACAGAUGGUCUAGCCAAUUUGCAACAAACUUACAUUGAUAUUUCCUCACCAAACGGAGUUAUUCCUGAUAACAAUGAUAAAAAUUCAAACUUUUGUUCAAAUAUAUCUCAAAAUUAUGUUAAUCCAUCUCAGAUGCCUAAUCAGAUAUGGACGACUUCAUUGGCCUCUCUAACACCUGUAUCUAAUUGGCCAAUCAACGCAAAUCUCCAUAAUUUACGCGACGUUGUUCCUGCGGUGAUUUCUGUACCUUUUUCUCAUUCCGAUCCAAAUAGCAUAAAUUCCACGUUUAAUUAUCAUUCUUUCAUAUCACCAUCAAUAAAUCCACCGAAUAAUACAUCUUGGUCACAAUCUUCUAUUGGACCUGUCAACUAUCCCAUGCUACAACCAAAUCUAUAUUCGAAACAACUACAGGAGAACACUUGCCGGUUUAAACAAAUGACUUUAAAUCCUGAGCUAAGUAUAAAUUCAAUUCCCUACAUUAGUCCCAACAAUAAACCAAAUAAUCUAAAUUUUGCUUACAAUCAACUGCCCUAUUAUAAUCAGCAGACAUCGGGAAUAAACCUAUGGACAGUGAAUGCACAAUCUUAUAUUCGUCCUGUUCCUCCUCCCCAUGCAGUACCAGCUGGUCCUCUGCCUCACUAUUAUCAAAAUGAUAAGUAUCUAAGUUCAGCGAUGACGAAUGCGGCAACAGGAACCCAUCAUACCAGUCACACUGUUACAGAUGAACCAAUAAGACCAAAAUCACUGGAAUUUAGUGGUAGAGAUGUAGUAGAGAAUUUAAUCAAUCAAACACACACAUUAUUUCAAAAGUAUAUUGAUCAAAGACUUCAGUAUAUUGGACAAAGUCAAGUAGAAUGGGAUGAAUUUGUUGAUUUAAUUUUAAAAGCAUAUAAUGUUCACUUAAGUAUGCCUGCAAUUGAUUGUGGUUUACAUUGGAAUAAUUUAUUGACACGUAUUCGUCGUCAUCAAAAGUGUAGUCCAGCUUUAUGGCAGCGUAUUUUAGCCGGUAUACAAACAGCUGAUUUGAAAAGAUCAACUUAAAAUCAUUUCCAUAUUUUUGUGCUUCUUUUAUUUGGCCGUCGUAAUUUACUCAUACUCUCUCUCUAUCUCUUACUUAUAUUCAUUGUGCGUGUGUUAUGGAUGUUAGCGUCUUGCUUGUGUUUGUGGUCACAUUUUGUUCGCAUCUUAUGUAGGAUAUAUAUUUACUCUAUAACUGUAUGUAUGUAUGUGUGUGUCUAUAUUUUAAUUUGUGUUCUCAAUAGUUACAAUCAUUGUUUAUCACAAAUAAAAACGGUUAUCCUUAUCGAUUUCUUUGUAUUCAUCAUACUCUUCAAUUUGCCUACAAACUUACAUACUCAAUAUUGUUUAAUUGUAAAAGAGGAAAAAGGUUGAGGUUAAAUGUAAUAUUCAAACAUGGGAAAUAAUUCUCAAUCAUGCACACAUGCUUUCUCGCAUAAUUAUCUUUAAUAAUAAUUAUUGUUAUUAUCAAAUUAUAUCCUCAUUGACAUUAUUUC
This is a messenger RNA of Schistosoma turkestanicum, 9869 nucleotides long. Lineage: Eukaryota; Metazoa; Platyhelminthes; Trematoda; Strigeidida; Schistosomatidae. The record is from the annotation of a GenBank genome assembly.